AAACAAAACUAAGAAAGUCCUACCAUAAUAAUUGCUACUCCUAAACGAAUGAAGUAGAAAAGACGGAUAACAAAUCAAAUAAAAGCUCCUUUGUUUAGUUCGAUUUCUAAUUAAAAAAAUCUCUACUCUUUGCAACUCUCUAAAAGAAAGAAAAAAUAAUCCCCAUUUUAAAGAAGGCAAAAUCCUAGUAUCAAUAUUCAAAAAAGGCUAUGUCAUAUGGAGAAAGAUCUUUCUACCUCUUUUUCUAUUGUGUCAUUGGUCUCAUCCUCUUCUCAAGCGCCUUGGUCGCAGGUGCAAAUUGCACCUGCGACCAUGAAGAACUAACUCACAACUCUAAAAGUGUUACCCUAAGAUAUAAACUUGGGGCGAUUGCUGUCAUAUUGGUAGCAAGUGCCCUAGGAGUUUCCCUCCCUAUUGUAGGGAAGAAUUUCCUCGCUCUUCACCCUGAGAGCGAGAUAUUCUUCCUUAUCAAGUCAUUCGCGGCAGGUGUGAUUUUAUCCACGGGGUUUAUUCACAUACUCCCCGAUGCCUUUAAGGACCUCACAAACCCUUGCCUUAGUGAAAAACCUUGGAGGAAUUUCCCCUUCACCGGGCUCUUCGCUAUGGUGGGGGCCCUCGGAAGCUUGAUGAUUGACGCUUAUGCCACGGGUUAUUAUCGUAGGAUGCACUUCGGAGAGGCUGCCCCCUCCGAUACUACUGACAAGGAGAAUGGUGGCGCGCAUGCGGGACAUGUCCAUCUUCACUCUCACGCUACACAUGGUCAUGCUCAUGGCUCUGGUCCUCCAGAGGGGUUGUCUGAGUUGGAUCGUAUAAGAUACAAGGUUACCUCACAGGUUUUGGAGAUGGGUAUUGUUGUUCAUUCGGUGAUUAUAGGAUUAUCAUUGGGUACUUCUCAAAGCAUUGAUUAUAUCAAGUCUCUCAUGGCAGCUUUGUGUUUUCAUCAAUUCUUUGAGGGUGUCGGACUUGCUGGAUGCAUAGUACAGGCAUCUUUCAAAUCAGCAUCUACGUUGUGUAUGGCAUUGUUCUUUUCCCUGACUACUCCGGUAGGAAUUGCAAUCGGAAUCGGACUUAGUAUGAGUAAUGUUUAUAAAAAUAAUAGCCCAACUGCACUAAUCAUUCAGGGUUUGUUGAACUCAGUCGCGGCGGGAAUCUUGAUUUACAUGGCACUUGUUGAUCUUCUAGCUCAAGAUUUUAUGAGCCCUAAGUUGCAAACCAACACUAGGCUUUUCUUUGGAGUAAAUCUUACUUUGCUACUUGGUGCUGGUUUUAUGGCUGUCUUAGCCUAUUGGGCUUGAUUUAUCUUAUGUUUGAUUUUCUUAUACCUUUGCUUAGUUUUAAUUUUUAGUUUGGUUUAUUUCAAAUUUGUAAUUAUCAUUCCUAUAAUUUUCAUAACAUCAUAUGCAUGUAUUAUUCUCGCUGUAAGUUUUUUAUGGAAUCGAAAUGUUCCCUAAA
Messenger RNA from Chenopodium quinoa (quinoa), 1452 nucleotides. RefSeq names its product zinc transporter 1-like. The coding region runs from base 210 to 1295 and encodes 361 amino acids. Gene Ontology annotation, molecular function: zinc ion transmembrane transporter activity. The record is from RefSeq and is a predicted model, not a curated record. The transcript has 3 exons. Gene Ontology annotation, cellular component: plasma membrane. Gene Ontology annotation, biological process: zinc ion transmembrane transport. NCBI's taxonomy places the organism in Eukaryota, Viridiplantae, Streptophyta, Magnoliopsida, Caryophyllales, Amaranthaceae.